AUGCCUAAGAUUGAAAAGGGUCCGUCACAUCGCCACUCGGUGUCGACUGCAUCGGCCGCAGGCGGAACUCGGAGCUCCUCGUGGUCCACCAAGGAUGACGAAACACUGAUUCAGGCUAGAGCCCAGGGCCUCAACUGGAACCAGAUUGGGCCUAAGCACUUUCCUUCCAAGACGCCAAAUGCCUGUCGCAAGCGCCACGAGCGGCUGAUGGAGAGGCAGAAUGCGGAGCAGUGGGACGGCGUCAAGCUCGAAGUACUGGCACAGGCCUACAUGGAGGUGCGGCGCGAAAUGUGGAGCUUACUCGCUGCCCGUGUGGGAGAGAAGUGGCAGUUGGUGGAGACAAAGUGCAUGGAGAAAGGCCUCAAGAACCUUACGCAGGCCUGCCGAUCGGCCCAAAAGAAGCUCGAGAAUGGUACCUACCACGACCAUGAAGACAGUGGCAUAGGCAUUUCUGACCUCGAAGAAGAACAAGAGGAUCAUCACGUCGACAUGUCGCACAUGUCCUCACUCCCCGAAUCUCACUACUCUGCGUACCCAAGCUACCCACAACAACAACAACAGCAGCAACGGGUUCCGAGCAUCCAGUCGAUGCUGCAUCCGAUGCAGCAGCACCCGCACCACAUGCAACAAUCUGUGCAGCAAACCAUGCACCAACCGAUGCACCAGCCCAUGCAGCAGUCGAUUCAACAGCCGCUGCAACAACCACUGCAACAGCCAAUGCAGCAGCCAAUGCAGCAAUCAAUGCCACAGCAGAUGCACCAACAAUCCAUGGCAUACUCGUCGCAUCAGCUAUCGCAUCCGCAAUAG
Exserohilum turcica Et28A is the source of this 807-nucleotide messenger RNA. RefSeq lists its product as uncharacterized. The transcript has 2 exons. NCBI's taxonomy places the organism in Eukaryota, Fungi, Ascomycota, Dothideomycetes, Pleosporales, Pleosporaceae. The coding region runs from base 1 to 807 and encodes 268 amino acids. The record is from RefSeq and is a predicted model, not a curated record.